UCGGUCAGCAGGCUGUAUAAAGGGGCGGAGCGGCUCGCGGCGCAGAGAGAAGAUGGCGCUCAACAGGAACCAUUCUCCUCAGGGAGGGGCUCUGAUCAACAACACCGAGAGCGUGCUAAGAGACUGUAAGACUGUGGAGCUGUCCUUCAGUGAUGUCACACAGAAGAGUGACCUGUUCAAGGGGACCAAGAAGGGCAGUGUGUACCUCACGCCUUACAGGAUGGUGUUUGUGAGCAGUAAUAUGAAGGAUAAGUUCUGCUCCUUCAUGUUCCCGUAUUACCUGAUGAAGAACUGCAGCAUUGAACAGCCUGUGUUUUCUGCCAACUUCAUCCAGGGCAUCAUCAAAGCAGAACCUGGUGGUGGUUGGGAAGGUCAGGCUAACUUUAAGUUGUCCUUCCCUAAUGGAGGAGCCAUUGAGCUUGGACAGCACCUCUUUAAACUGGCCUCCAAUGCAUCUCGUGCCCCCCCACAGAGUGGAGCGAAUGCUUUUGCCCCUGCAGGCUACAUGAACGGUUAUGCAAGUCCAGCAAUGCCUCAACCCUACUACAACCCUUACCCUUACCCACCUGCAGCUCCAGUUCCACCCUACAUGGCUCCACCUCCUCCAUACCCUGGACCUCCUCAGAACUGGAACCCUCCUCCAGUUGUUCCUGGUAACACUAAAGCGGCCGAGGCAGCUGGCAGCGCUUACUACAAUCCCACCAACCCGCACAACGUCUACAUGCCGAUGGAUCAGCCUCCUCCGUACUAUCCUCCUCAGAACCAGCCUGAUAAGAAAAACAACUAAAGCCCCACCCCUUCCUGUGAAGUCACAUGACUGCAUGGUUAUGACAUCACAGAUUUUUCUCAGAUUUGGCUCGUACUGGAUAUUAGAACCCGAGCAAACCGUAUUAUACAUACCUGUAUAUCUCAUUUUCCUCUGUGUGAGUGAUGGAUGGAUGGAAUGUGUGUUGUUUAUAAUCGAAGUUUUUCUAAUUCAGCUUUUCUGCACCUUCUCACUUUUAAUCAAAUGUUUAUUAGUUAACGAGCAUAUAAAAUCAUUAAAUGCUUCUCGGCUGCUGUUAGAUUCGCUGCUUUGUGACGUUUUCAUGGCGGUUUGUGUAGCAAAACAAUAGCACAAUCAGUAACUUUAAUAUUCCUAGUAAAUUUGUGUUUUUCCUCUGAGAGAACACACCUGUACGCUUUCCUUUGUUCAUAAUGACUUUCUCAGAUUUGCAGCUACUGGAUUAAAAUUACUGAUGAAUCAAUAACUCAAUAAAUAUCUUAGAUUCCGAA
Molecule: messenger RNA, 1275 nt
Organism: Neoarius graeffei (lesser salmon catfish)
Lineage: Eukaryota; Metazoa; Chordata; Actinopteri; Siluriformes; Ariidae
Gene: wbp2nl
Product: WBP2 N-terminal like
Exons: 8
Coding region: 53-787 (244 amino acids)
Biological process (GO): positive regulation of DNA-templated transcription
Cellular component (GO): nucleus
Molecular function (GO): chromatin DNA binding; transcription coactivator activity
Source: RefSeq, a predicted model, not a curated record